Oncorhynchus nerka (sockeye salmon) is the source of this 3980-nucleotide messenger RNA. Its product is annotated as protein CLN8-like. Gene Ontology annotation, biological process: nervous system development; phospholipid metabolic process; lipid homeostasis. Gene Ontology annotation, molecular function: ceramide binding. The coding region runs from base 292 to 1161 and encodes 289 amino acids. Lineage: Eukaryota; Metazoa; Chordata; Actinopteri; Salmoniformes; Salmonidae. Gene Ontology annotation, cellular component: membrane; endoplasmic reticulum. The record is from RefSeq and is a predicted model, not a curated record. The transcript has 3 exons.
CCCUGUCUUUGGCCAACACUCUAGUACAGUAGGUGGCGGUAAUGCAGCAUAACGUUGGAUGACAACUGCCGAUAAACCCCACCGAAGAAGAAGAAGAAGACCAAAUUGAUAACAAACCCGUUGCUGAUCAGAUGGAAUAUCUUUGAUUUCACAGUAGUACACACUGAUGUUUGCCAAUAAUGAACAAAUAAGGGUCGUUGAUGACUAACCCAUGAGAUCUUUCAGUGAUCACAGGGUCACUCAACUCUGUGAGACCUUCAACAGACAAUCCAUCCACUCACACAAACCAACAUGACCUCCGAGCAGGCCACUACCCUGCCGGCAUUCAAGGGCCCCGGUGACCCCAGUCCGGGCUACUUCUCCUGGGGUCUUCGCUUCCAGGUCAUCGGCCUGGGCUUUGCCUUCUACACCGCUGUGUUCGUCCUCUCCCACCUGGUGUCCAUGGCUCUCUCCCAGACCUACCGCUCUCUGCUGGCUAAGGAGAAGGUGUUCUGGAACCUGGCGGCCACACGGGCCGCGUUCGGCCUCCAGAGCACGGUGGCGGGCCUACGGGCGCUGACCGAGGAGUCAGCCAUGUCCAGGGACAGGGUCAGAGGUCAGGAGGACUGGUCUUGGUUCACUGUGCUCACAGCCACAGGCUUCUUUCUGUUUGAGAAUGUGGCGCUGCAUGCCUCCAGUGUGGUGUUCAGGGCUUUCGACCUUCCCCUGGCCGCCCAUCAUUUCUUUGCCCUGUCAGGGUUUGCUGGGGCGGUGGUCUGGGACUCACUAGGACAUUACCUGCCCAUGGUCACUCUACUACUGGAGAUGAGCACACCCUUCACCUGCAUCUCCUGGAUGUUACUAAAGGCUGGCUGGGCGAGGACGCUCUUCUGGAAGGCCAACCAGUGGGUGAUGAUCCACAUGUUCCACUGCCGCAUGGUGCUCACGUACUACAUGUGGUGGGUGAGCUGGAGUCACUGGGGGGAGAUGAACAUGUACGUGGCUCUGCCCCAGCGCAUCCUCUUCUACACCGGCCUGGCCCUGCUCACAGUGAUCAUCAACCCCAUCUGGACGCACAAGAAGACCAUGCAGCUCCUCAACCCUGUCGACUGGAACUUCAGCAACAAGCCGCCGCCCAAUGGCCCCAGUGGGGAGCAGAAGGAGAAAACUCAUGAGAGAUAAACAAGCCAAGAACUGUGAACCUGUUUGGAGAGUUAUGGGGCUCUUUUACUAUGCUUGUAAAGGAGAGGAAGGGUGACUAAUUUCUCACAAACUCUUUAGCUUUUAGUGCUUGAGAUGUUUUGAAGAUUUCAAGUUGAACUAAACUACUGUUUUUUUAAAGGUUCUCAGUACAGGUUUGAGGUCUGCUGUGUCUCUACAAGAUGUGUAUGAAAGGACCUCUUGCUCUUGGACUUUAGAACCUAGCUGGGUUCUGAAAGGAGAUGUCACUGACGACAAGAAAUCAUCUCACAGUAUUAUUGUCUUUGGUUAUAAUUUGCUGUUUUAGUUAGUGUUUUAUUGCGAAGGAGUGCAGAUGAACAGGGAGAAAGGUAUAUUAUUGUUCUGUUUACUUUGUUCAGCUUCCAGCAUGAAGGUGUGAAUGUGUUAGUUAACCUCUCUGGAAUGGGGUGUUGGCUGGUUUGAAGUGCCCUGAGGCACCAGUGGUAUUUGCACUUAUAGGCACAGUGUGUAGUCACUCAACCACUGUGCUGAGUACAGACAGGUCCAUGAGGCAGCAGAUUUACUGGCUGAGAACAAACCCAGUGACAGACUGGAGACUGGGUCAUUGGAUCUGGCAGAUCGCACGUCAUUGGAAGGCAAGCAACUUUGUUCUGUAUCGUACAAAACACUUCCUGACUUACAUUGCAGUCUAAUCUCAAGCAUGCCGGUAGUGUUGCAUGCUCUAAUGGAAUCUUUAUCAAUUCAUCUCAUCAUGUAGAAAUGGUUCCUGUGCUCUGUGGCUGUCAGUGUAGUAUCUUUGAAAGUGGGGUUGACUUGACGCACGUAGACUGUAAUACUAAGGCAGUGGAUGGACGCUAAGGGAGCUACCAGAAGCAUUACUGUUUUCAGGAGCAACUGUAGGGAGUAGUCUAAUAACAAGCACCACCGUGCCAAACAGACGGUCAUGUUGCUUCGCUUUGUAACUAGUCUCUACCACUGAUCUGCCUGAAAAUGAAGUUAGGGUUUAGUACUUAAUGGGUAAUCUUUUUAGUCUCCUUUAUGUUACCCAUCUCAUUGGACCUUCUGUAUGCCUGCAAAUUAGUCUUUAGUGGACAAUUAAAUCAGGUUAAUUUAAGAGUCAUGUGAGUGUGAGACGGAGUGAGUGUGAGAUGUGUGAGACGGAGUGAGUGUGAGAUGUGUGAGACGGAGUGAGUGUGAGACGGUGUGAGACGGAGAUGUGUGAGACGGAGUGAGUGUGAGAUGUGUGAGACGGAGUGAGUGUGAGAUGUGUGAGACGGAGUGAGUGAGUUUGAACCCUUAUCCUGGUCAUUUGUGAACAAAUGUGUAUUUCAUGAAUAUUCUCAUGGAAAACUCAGUCCUGCAGUCUAGCAUUGAGUUCUUUGGAGUAAACUCACCCACAUUGAGCUGCUUCCAGACCGCCCUACUUAUCUCACAAAGGCUCUUUUGUGUAUAAGUAUAUCUUUUUUUACAAACCGGUAUUACGUUAGUCACAGAUCCUAGAACUAAGGCCCCCUAUAGGUUAUAAAUGAUAAGGUAUGACAAGCAAUUCACAUGGGAAAACCUCAACAACAUCCAUGACAUUAUUUGAAGUCUUAAUAGCUGACGUAAGAGACUGACAGCCAAGACGGUAAAGCCCACACUGAGAAAAAGGGGCCAUAGGUAUUUAUUUUAUAUAUUUUUACAAAAUAUUAUUCAAAUUGAUGCAGGACUGAGGGCCUUUUAUAAACAUAAUUAACCUUAACUUUACUAGUUUGACUAAUAUUUUGAAUUCAGGAUUUAUUAUUACCGUUAUGAAUUAAGUCAAAUCAAAUGUAUUUAUAUAGCCCUUCGUACAUCAGUUGAUAUUUCAAAGUGCUGUACAGAAACCCAGCCUAAAACCCCAAACAGCAAGCAAUGCAGGUGUAGAAGCACGGUGGCUAGGAAAAAUUCCCUAGAAAGGCCAAAACCUAGGAAGAAACCUAGAGAGGAACCAGGCUAUGUGGGGUGGCCAGUCCUCUUCUGGCUGUGCCGGGUGGAGAUUAUAACAGAACAUGGCCAAGAUGUUCAAAUGUUCAUAAAUGACCAGCAUGGUCAAAUAAUAAUAAUCACAGGCCGAACAGUUGAAACUGGAGCAGCAGCACGGCCAGGUGGACUGGGACAGCAAGGAGUCAUCAUGUCAGGUAGUCCUGAGGCAUGGUCCUAGGGCUCAGGUCCUCCGAGAGAGAGAAAGAAAGAGAGAAUUAGAGAGAGCAUACUUAAAUUCACACAGGCCACCGGAUAGGACAGGAGAAGUACUCCAGAUAUAACAAACUGACCCUAGCCCCCCCAACACAAACUACUGCAGCAUAAAUACUGGAGGCUGAGACAGGAGGGGUCAGGAGACACUGUGGCCCCAUCCGAUGACACCCCCGGACAGGGCCAAAUAGGAAGGAUAUAACCCCACCCACUUUGUCAAAGCACAGCCCCCACACCACCAGAGGGAUAUCUUCAAUCACCAACUUACCAUCCUGAGACUAGGCCGAGUAUAGCCCACAAAGAUCCCCGCCACGGCACAACCCAAGGGGUCUUGUUGUUCGGCCAAAACGUUUGACAGUGGCACUCAUGACACCAUGGUGAUAUGUGGCAUUGGUCCUCCUUAAUGGGAAGAUUACUUGACUUAUCAAGGGUGACAAGUCAUUGUGGCACAGUUCCAUUUCUUUCACUAGUUCUUUCCUAGCCUAUGACCUAGACCUUCGGUGUUCUUUAUGGUUUCUAGAUCUGAUGCAAAUAUGUAUGUUAUGUUUUUCCAUCCAAUUCCUUUCAACUUCAAUUUAAACUAUUAAAACUUUUCUGAACUUAAA